AUGCAACUAUCGCGAACAGCCUACCGCGCCGCCCUCCUCCACCUCAGCGUAAACCCUCUGCUCACCCGCGCCUCAAUCCACCAACCCACCUGGAGCCUCACCACGGCAGCACCCCAAACCCCAACCUCACGCCUCUACACAAUUCUCUUCCCCCAGUGCAACACAAGACAAGCACACACAAUGCCCUCCUCAACCCCCGAAACCAACACCAACAAACCCAACCAAGAGCCCUCGUCCCAGCCCCAAAAUUCCGGCUCAGAACAAGCGCAAGAGCAACUCUACCUCCCCGAAACCGCCUCCGCAGAAGAAGGCCAACCAAAGCAGCUUCGCCUAGACCUCGGUGCGGACGGCGGCGUCUCGCUAGACCAUCUCGGUCCCAUGGUUGUGAAUGUCGACGGGACGUUGUCGCGGAUCGGAAAUUGGGAUCAGAUGACGGAGAUGGAGCAGAAGAGUACGCUGCGAGUGCUUGGGAAGCGGAAUAAGCAGCGGCUUGAGGCGUUGAAGGCACAGGGCGUGGAGUAG
Molecule: messenger RNA, 522 nt
Organism: Penicillium manginii
Lineage: Eukaryota; Fungi; Ascomycota; Eurotiomycetes; Eurotiales; Aspergillaceae
Exons: 1
Coding region: 1-522 (173 amino acids)
Source: RefSeq, a predicted model, not a curated record